AUGUUCUCUCUAUCCCGGAUACUAUUGCCACGACCGAAGCACUUUCUCGGCUUCUUGGAUCUCAAGGUUGGCGCAGAACUUAUCUUAUUAUGCUCGUUAUUCAACAAAGCUUCCGGCUUUUAUGGCUUAUUAGCUAUCUUCACAGGAGCUGAGAUAUCUGCGCUUCAGGUAUCGAUGUAUUUCUACUCUGUUCUCGCCGUGUUCUUCAUUGCAUGGGUCCAACCUCACAUCCGGAAAAGGACUCCGUUCCCAAACAUCACCUUCGGCUAUUGGUACCUAAUCGACUCCAUCAUCAAUGCCACGUAUACCACCAUAUUCGCUAUCACAUGGUUUAUGGUCAUCUCGGAACCUCGGAGGUCCGCCUUCACCGAUGCUUCUACCGCCCCGGGCGUUGGUGACUCGGGCAAGAUGAUUGAAGACAUUUCCGGGCUUUCUGGUGGCCCUUUCAACCCUGUUGGAGGAGCCGAUGGAACCGACGCUGCCGCACCUUCCUAUAUCGAAACGAUUUCCGGCGCCACUGCAUUUGACGCAUUUGCCAACGGUCUUAACCAGCCAGAGUCUAUGACUAGUAUGGCUAUCAUCGCUGGAUUAUGGGUCGUUCGCGCUUAUUUCUGCCUUGUUGUUCUUGCCUAUGCCCGACAAGUUGUCCGAGAUUCCGCUACCCCUUCGAAUCCCCCAUUUACUGGCAGAAAUGGCGAAGGUAUCCAGGGUACCAUCGGGAGGAUGUUGAUCAAUGUGAAUAGGAGGUAUUGGGAAGGGCCAAUCGGAUGGUCGACGAGACAGCCCCAGCCCCAGCCAACUCCCACCCGAAAGUUCAGGAAGAGCCUUGACCAGAACAGGAAGAAGAGCGAUACUAUUGCUGUCUAA
This is a messenger RNA of Orbilia oligospora ATCC 24927, 867 nucleotides long. RefSeq lists its product as uncharacterized. Lineage: Eukaryota; Fungi; Ascomycota; Orbiliomycetes; Orbiliales; Orbiliaceae. Bases 1 to 867 code for a protein of 288 amino acids. Gene Ontology annotation, biological process: inositol phosphoceramide metabolic process. The record is from RefSeq and is a predicted model, not a curated record. Gene Ontology annotation, molecular function: inositol phosphoceramide synthase regulator activity. The transcript is spliced from 3 exons. Gene Ontology annotation, cellular component: Golgi membrane; inositol phosphoceramide synthase complex.